This is a messenger RNA of Galendromus occidentalis (western predatory mite), 1625 nucleotides long. RefSeq names its product putative glucosylceramidase 3. The transcript is spliced from 3 exons. Bases 47 to 1582 code for a protein of 511 amino acids. Lineage: Eukaryota; Metazoa; Arthropoda; Arachnida; Mesostigmata; Phytoseiidae. Gene Ontology annotation, biological process: glucosylceramide catabolic process. The record is from RefSeq and is a predicted model, not a curated record. Gene Ontology annotation, molecular function: glucosylceramidase activity.
AGACUUCGUCCCGACGAUCCCGAGCCAGUGGCAGGCAAAACCGAAAAUGCGUCGACAGGCCGUAGCCGUAGUCCUCUUCUCCGGUCUCAUCUGUGUGUUAAGUGAAAUCUGUUACACGAAGAGUUUUGGUGGAUCGUCUGUGGUCUGUGUAUGCAACCCGACGAAUUGUAGUGAUAUCGGUCCAGUGACAGCGGAACAUGGCAGGAUAACAUUUUACGAGAGCUCAAUGACGGGUGAGCGCUUCCAGAGGAGUACGGCGGACUUUCUCGAAGAUGCCCCGAGAGCCGACAUUGAUCUCACGGUGAACGUACUGAGUGGAACACUCCAGGAGAUCAUAGGUUUCGGAGGUGCUUUCACUGAUUCCGCUGGGGUCAAUUGGGCUUCGCUGUCUCCGGAUCUCCAGAAACGGCUGAUAACUUCCUAUUAUAGCCCAGAGGGCUUGGAAUACAACAUUGGACGAGUCCCUAUGGGCGGUUGUGAUUUUUCAACGAGGGACUAUACGUACGACGAUACAGAAGGAGAUUUCGAGCUCAAGAACUUCGCGCUCGCUCAGGAAGAUAUCGAGCUGAAAAUCCCGAUGAUCCAAUUCGCGAAGAGCGUCAGUGAAGAAGAAAUUUAUUUUUAUGGAUCACCGUGGUCCGCGCCCGCUUGGAUGAAGACGAACGGAAAAACUUUCGGUAUGGGAGGUCUCAAGGGGUUCCCGGGCGACCAAUACUAUGAGACGUGGGCAAAGUAUUUCGUCAAGUUCUACGAGGCUUACAGAGACCGCGGAGUCGAGAUGUGGGGCUUCACUAUGCAAAAUGAGCCGACAACAGGCUACAUCCCCUGGAAAUGGCAAACCAUGGCGAUGAGCCCCUACACCGAACGGGACUUCUUGAAGAAAAAUCUCGGUCCCGCACUCUUCAAGGCCACCAACCAUUCCAUCAAAAUCAUGGUUCUUGACGAUAACCGCGUAGUCUUGCCCUGGUGGGCAAACGUCAUAUUCGGCGAUGCUGAGGCGAAUUCGUACGCGGCUGGGGUUGGGGUACAUUGGUACCAGGACAACUUGAGGAGCGCAUCGGCUCUGGAGAGCACGCAUAGGAACCAUCCGGACAAGUUCAUCCUCAACACCGAGGCCUGCGAAGGUUUUCAACCCUUCGCCACUGCUGUGAUCCUGGGGAGUUGGGAGCGAGCGGAGUCGUACGCUCAAAAUAUCAUCGAUGACCUCCGGCACUUCGUGAGCGGCUGGGUCGACUGGAACUUGUUCCUCAAUACCCAGGGGGGCCCGAACUGGGUGAAGAAUUUCGUAGAUUCGCCCAUAAUCGUGGAUGAGAGUGCUCAGGCAUUCUACAAGCAGCCGAUGUAUUACGCACUGGCACACUUCAGCAAAUUUCUCCCAAGAGGAUCAGUCCGAUUAGACGAUACACUCGUCGGCUCCAAGAGGAAGCUAAGUGUUGUGACUUUCCUCCGACCCGAUAAGCUGAAAGCGACAAUCGUAUUAAAUCAGAACGAUUCAGCAAAGAAAGUUCUCAUCAAAGACAGUGACGGGAAAUCUUUUAUGAUCGAGGCGGGUGCAAGGUCCAUUAUAACGACUCUGCGAUAAAACCCGAGGCCCUUUGCGAUGAAGAAUAAAAUUCUCCCAGAAA